AUGGCUACAGAAAUGGAGAGAGAGAGUAUAUCGGCUCUUGCUUCGCUCCCAGUCGGGAUACUACAAAACAUCGUCGAGAAGCUUGACCAUCCGUCAUUGAGGAACCUGAUCCGUUCUCUUGGUAAAGAGUUAUCUGUAAACCAAUGGACAAUGAUCAACAACAAUCAUACAUCGCGCCAUGCACUCUCCAAAUUACCCCAUGAGAUUUACCUUCAAAUGGCUCUUAAUAUGGAAUCUGAGUCGAUUCAUGCCCUAAUCCACACCUUGCGCCCCUCCAUCGAUAUUCUCGAUCUCGUCAAAUUAGCACUCUACAAACAAGCCUCCCGCGAAUUGAUGACACCCCUCAUGACCUGGGCUGCCGAUAUUGGCUGUGUCUCGUGCUUCAACAUCUUCAAGGACAACGAAAGCCACACUAUUCGGACCUACAGGGGCUUCAACCCGCUGCUCUCCGCCUGCCACAAAGGUCACGAAGAAAUCGUGUGGCUGCUCCUCACUGAGUACGGUUACACGAACAUCCGCACGAUGGGCAGCAACGAAACGGCCCUCAUUUUGGCAAGUGAUGGUGGUUACAGCGGCAUUGUUCAGAUGCUGAUGGCCUGUAACGCUGACAUCGACGAGGUUGACUGGAAUGACCGCACGCCACUAUCGGUUGCCACCACUCGUGGCCAUAUCGAUAUCAUUCGCCUGCUCCUUGGCGCAGGAGCCGAUGUGCACACUCACCAUGGGCCCCGGUUUGGCUGUCUGCUCGACAUCGCAGUUGACUGUGGAUACGCUGAGGCUCUGAGGCUGUUGCUCCGUGCUGGAGCUGAGCCGGUACACACGGGGACUAAUGGCAGGAGGUUGUCCACAUUGGAGCGCGCGGUGGGAUUCAAAGGCCACAAAUAUAUGGAAUAUCUGAUGAUCAACGGCGCCAAACAUCCUAAGUUCAAACUUCCUCCCAUCACCGUCGAGGGUGCCGCAAAGACAAGGUUGGAGAUGGUGACACUUCUCUGCCAAUACGGAAUCGACCUCAACACCGUCUACGGGCCCCGCAACACUGCAGUCAUUCAUGUGGCAGCCUCCAAUCUGGCUGGAAAUAUCGUCAAGGUCCUCUGUGGACAGAACGUGGGCAUGAUCAACACACUCGACUCCGCCGGCUGCUCUUCUCUCCACCUGGCAGCCCUCAAAGCAACUUGCGUCAAGGACCUCGAGACUUUUGAGGCCCUGCUUAAGAACGGUAUCGACUGGACCAUCCGUGACAAUGCUGGCCGCACAGCAAUGGACUGUGUCCCCGCCAAGUUAUGGUGCAGUGCAUACAGCAUCCUCGCGGCAAGGAUCUGCUGGGAUGAGGACGUUGGAAACUGGUUCGCACGGUACACCUGGUACGGAUUUUACUGGUGGGUCAAGGAGAGUUGGGUCCAACCUAUCGUGUUGGCUCUCGAGCGUGACUACCCCAUCCAGUAUGACUGGGUCAAAUCCUUCAUCAGCGGCAUCCCAAAAUCGGCGGUCUAUCUCUCUCUUGUCAGCAUUCUCAACGCAAUCUGGACGUCUCUGCCGGUCAGGUUCCUCCGUAGCCUGGUUAGAGGAAUUACUGGCAUCGUGAAGCCGGUGAUUGUCAGCCACCUUGACGAUAUCCGAGGCCUCAGUCACCGGUUCCUUACCAGUAACUUCAACACGCGCUUCUUCUGGAAGCUGUUUUAUUUCUCCGUUGUUGGGAUGCAUCUGGUUGUUCUUCUUGGCCUGCAGCUCGGUGGGGGAUCGAAGAGCCGUGCCAAUGUUCAUGAACGCGGGGGUGGGAAUGGCGUCUCUCCGAGGAGUGCAAUCUCUAUGCUAUUCGAGUACACCAUUUGGGGGUUGCUUGGUCUCUUUCUCAGAGCUGUUUGGGUUGCGAUUUAG
Molecule: messenger RNA, 1875 nt
Organism: Morchella importuna
Lineage: Eukaryota; Fungi; Ascomycota; Pezizomycetes; Pezizales; Morchellaceae
Exons: 1
Coding region: 1-1875 (624 amino acids)
Molecular function (GO): protein binding
Source: RefSeq, a predicted model, not a curated record